Malania oleifera is the source of this 1244-nucleotide messenger RNA. RefSeq lists its product as uncharacterized. Bases 107 to 1024 code for a protein of 305 amino acids. NCBI's taxonomy places the organism in Eukaryota, Viridiplantae, Streptophyta, Magnoliopsida, Santalales, Ximeniaceae. The transcript has 5 exons. Gene Ontology annotation, cellular component: chloroplast. The record is from RefSeq and is a predicted model, not a curated record.
AUGAUUAGUCCCAAUAACAACUUAUCCCUAAUUUAAAAAUUUUAAAAAAUAUUAAUUGCCGCUUCAAAUUUCCUUUUUUUAAAAAAAUUCUGUAGAGUCUUCCGACAUGGCGCUACGACUAUUAUCUGCAACGAUCGUCGGCCCGCGCAAACUUGUCUGGCACGAUAGAAACCAUGGGCUUCCCGCUGCAAGGGUUUCGCCCGCUUCGUCAUUUUCACCAUCUUCGUUAUCAUUAUCAUUAUCAUUAUCUAGGGUUAGGGUUCGUAUUGGAUCGGUGAAGUGCCAGGCUGUCGGAGAAAGCUCUCAGAACUCUUUCGGCCGGGUGGUUUAUCAGGGAGCUUAUGGUCCUUGGAGUGUCGAACCCUCCGACGUUCGAGAGGUAAUAUUAUACAGAUCAGGGCUUGUGACUGCUGCUGUAUCGUUUGUAGUUGCUGCUUCAACUGCCUUUUUACCUGAAGGUUCUUCAUUAAGAGAUAUAAUCAAGCAAAAUCUUGAUCUGUUUUAUACACUGGGAGCCAGUGGAUUAGGCUUAUCGCUAUUUUUGAUUCACAUCUAUGUAACUGAGAUUAAGCGCACCCUUCAAGCAUUAUGGGCACUUGGUGUCGUUGGAUCUUUUGCGACAUAUGCAAGCCUCGCUCAACCAGCUGGCAUGAACUUAGUACAAUUUGUUGUUGAUAACCCCACAUGUGUGUGGUUUGUUGGUCCCCUAUUUGCGGCACUUACUGGACUUGUCUUCAAGGAAGGCCUUUGUUAUGGAAAGUUGGAAGCUGGUCUUCUUGCACUCAUUAUACCCUCAAUACUUCUGGGGCACCUGACUGGUGUAAUGGAUAGUGGUGUAGAACUUACUCUACUGGGUCUGUGGAUUGUCCUCUUUGGGGUGUUUGCAGGAAGGAAGUUCACGCAGCCUAUUAAGGAUGACAUUGGUGAUAAAUCUGUCUUCAUGUUUAAUGCACUUCCGGAUGAGGAGAAAAAAGCUUUGAUCGAGAAACUCAAGCAACAGAAGUUCAGUCAGAAUCUUGAUUAGGAUUUUGUAAAUUUUCUCGGUGAUAUACAGAUGGAAGGUAUGUAUUGUAUACUCUCUCGGCCGCUCCUUUUUAUUAAGUUGGGUCUUCUUAUUAAAUGUGGUAAAAAGCAUUUAUGAUAAGAAUCUCAGUUGUGAGGUUAAAUGGUGGAUCAAGGAUAUUUGCUAAUAUAUGUACCCGUGCUUGCAAUGCUAUAUAAUUACAGUUCUUUCCUUGUCCCCA